Ascochyta rabiei is the source of this 234-nucleotide messenger RNA. RefSeq lists its product as uncharacterized. NCBI's taxonomy places the organism in Eukaryota, Fungi, Ascomycota, Dothideomycetes, Pleosporales, Didymellaceae. The transcript is spliced from 2 exons. The coding region runs from base 1 to 234 and encodes 77 amino acids. The record is from RefSeq and is a predicted model, not a curated record.
AUGCUCUCUCUUCUUCGCGCCUUCUCCUGCUACGUCUCCUCGCCCCCAUCCUCGCCCACUCCUCCGCCCAUUCCUCUGCCCAUGCCCCUGCGCCCCCGUCCUGCCUCCACUGCUGUUGCUCUCUUGCCGAGGGCGCCUACAGAAGGUGUGCCUAGUGCACUGAUGGUGAGGCGAAGUGCUGCUGGCCAUCCCACCCCAACGAACAUGACGAUGCAAACCAUCUUCGCCAGCUAG